Messenger RNA from Exophiala oligosperma, 348 nucleotides. RefSeq lists its product as uncharacterized. The transcript has 3 exons. Gene Ontology annotation, cellular component: membrane. Gene Ontology annotation, molecular function: carbohydrate:proton symporter activity. Lineage: Eukaryota; Fungi; Ascomycota; Eurotiomycetes; Chaetothyriales; Herpotrichiellaceae. Gene Ontology annotation, biological process: carbohydrate transport; transmembrane transport. The coding region runs from base 1 to 348 and encodes 115 amino acids. The record is from RefSeq and is a predicted model, not a curated record.
AUGGGCACAAAAUUCUGGGAAAAGAUGUCUGGUGCCCAGCUAACCUUCAUGGUGUCUUUGUUCAUCUCGUUUGGUUACUUUUUCGAGGGUUACAAUCAAGGCAACAUGGGCUUCGUCAACACCGCACCCAGCUAUCAGCGUCUCAUGGGCGUUGACAACAAACUGGGGGUGCUCGACCCAACAAAGGAAGGCGGUAUUGUUGCAAUCUACUACAUCGGAGGCAUCAUAGGAGGCUUUUGGGGUGGUCAGGUCGCAGACAAAUAUGGUCGCAUCAAGGCCAUGAUUGUUGGAUGUCUUUGGACUGUUGUCGGAGGAUCACUUAUGACCGCUGCCCAAAAUCUCGCCUAG